Messenger RNA from Austrofundulus limnaeus, 1947 nucleotides. RefSeq names its product forkhead box C1-A. Gene Ontology annotation, biological process: regulation of transcription by RNA polymerase II; anatomical structure morphogenesis; cell differentiation. The coding region runs from base 268 to 1581 and encodes 437 amino acids. NCBI's taxonomy places the organism in Eukaryota, Metazoa, Chordata, Actinopteri, Cyprinodontiformes, Rivulidae. Gene Ontology annotation, molecular function: DNA-binding transcription factor activity, RNA polymerase II-specific; RNA polymerase II cis-regulatory region sequence-specific DNA binding. The transcript has a single exon. The record is from RefSeq and is a predicted model, not a curated record.
CCAUUGGACGUCGGAGCUCGGUCGGUUCGGGGUGGAGCUGCUGGAGCCGAGAGGGAGAAAAAAAUGUGAGGCGUAAAAACAAAGUUCGACUCCAGACUUUUAGUUUGUAAAAGUUCUGAUCAGCAGCAGCAGCAGCUCUGCUCCACGGCUGACGGAACCAAACAGAACCCAGACACAGAGAGGAACCGAACCUGCGCUCGAGCUGACAGUCCCCGCGCCGGAGAGACGGUUUGGAGAGGUUUGGAGAGGUUUUACGCACGGCGCAGGAUGCAGGCGCGCUACUCCGUGUCCAGUCCCACCUCUCUGGGGGUCGUGCCCUACAUCAGCAGCGAGCAGAGCUACUACCGGACCGGCGCCGGUUACACCGGGAUGCCCGCGCCCAUGAGCGUGUACUCGCACGCCGCGCACGAGCAGUACCCGGCCGGCAUGGCGCGCGCCUACGGGCCGUACGCGCCGCAGCACCCGGCCAAGGACCUGGUGAAGCCCCCCUACAGCUACAUCGCGCUCAUCACCAUGGCGAUCCAGAACUCCCCCGAGAAGAAGAUCACCCUGAACGGGAUCUACCAGUUCAUCAUGGACCGGUUCCCGUUCUACCGGGACAACAAGCAGGGCUGGCAGAACAGCAUCAGACACAACCUGUCCCUCAACGAGUGCUUCGUCAAAGUCCCGCGAGACGACAAGAAGCCCGGGAAGGGCAGCUUCUGGACCCUGGACCCGGACUCCUACAACAUGUUCGAGAACGGCAGCUUCCUGCGGCGCCGCCGGAGGUUCAAGAAGAAGGACGCGCAGCGGGACAAGGACGACCGGGACCGGCGGGACAAGGAGCCCGGCGCGCGCGGCGCGGCCCGGGACCAGGACCAGGACCCGCCGGGGCCGGGUCCGCAGCCCGUGCGGAUCCAGGACAUCAAGACCGAGAACGGCACGUGCACGCCCCCGCGGGCCGCGACCCCGAACCUGAAGACCGAGAGUCCGGACAGCAGCGGGGCGUCCAGCCGGUCCAUGAGCCUGGACGGAACCGAUCCGCACCAGAACCCGGCCUUCAGCGUGGACACCAUCAUGACGUCCCUGCGGGGGUCUCCCCAGGCAGAGCUGUCCCCCCCUCGGACAGGGAUCCCCCCCUCACUGUCGCUCAACUACUCCCCGAACCAGAACCAGAACCAGAACCCGGCCUACAGCUCCCCGACCUGCAACCAGAACCUCCUGAGCAGCUCCAACACGUACCAGUGCAACAUGCAGGCCAUGAGUCUGUACACGGGGGAGCGGGGCUCGGGGGGGCACCUGGCCCCCUCCUCCACCCCGGUGGACGAGGCCCUGCCGGACUACUGCGUCAGCACGACCACCGCGUCCCCGCUGGGCCAGGAGGCCCACCAGCACGCGCACCAGGGCCGGCUCGCGUCCUGGUACGGGGACCUGGGCCACCUGGGCCCGGGCUACCCGGGCCAGCAGCAGAACUUCCACUCGGUCCGGGACAUGUUCGGGUCCGCGGGCAGCGGGACCAGCAGCUGUCAGAUGGCCUUCCCGUCCGGACAGUCCCUGUACCGAACCUCUGGAGCCUUUGUUUAUGACUGCAGCAAGUUCUGAGUCCGGCCCGGACCGGACCGGACCGGACCGGACCCACAUGGACUCUGAUCUCUUCUCUUUAUUUUUCUGGACUUGCUUCUUGUGGAAAAGGACAGAAGUUGUUUAAACUCAACAAACACGUAAGUUGGAUUUUUCCCGCGCUUCGAGUCUUUGAUGUGUUAAUCUGAGAUUAUUUAAUUUAUUUCAGCAACAGGAAGUGAUUGUUCAGGUCCAAACACUCCGAACUGCUUGUUUUUGUACAGAAAACAUUUUGUAGCCAAACUGACUCUUAUUUUUGUUGUUUUCUUUGUUUGUUUGUUUACAUCUUUACUCUGAACCAUUAAAGUUUGUUUUGUUUAAUAAAAUCCAGAUUAAUGAUUUAAGUGA